Messenger RNA from Biomphalaria glabrata, 1806 nucleotides. Its product is annotated as cytochrome c oxidase assembly protein COX15 homolog. Gene Ontology annotation, biological process: heme A biosynthetic process. The transcript is spliced from 11 exons. The record is from RefSeq and is a predicted model, not a curated record. Gene Ontology annotation, molecular function: oxidoreductase activity, acting on NAD(P)H, heme protein as acceptor. Gene Ontology annotation, cellular component: mitochondrial inner membrane. The coding region runs from base 274 to 1491 and encodes 405 amino acids. Lineage: Eukaryota; Metazoa; Mollusca; Gastropoda; Planorbidae.
UUUUUAGAAAAACACCGGCCACCCCGAUAUCCACGUGACCCUUCACCCUAGAUGGCACCUUGUGUCCGCGCAUGACAAGGCAGACCAACGUGGGCACUGUCCAUUCGACCGGCAUCUCGUAUCGCUGUAAUGUCCGUAUGUUACUGGACCUAAGUCGUCUCCACUCCCUUUUGUGCUUGGUUCUACACCAUGUGUUCGUAUGGCUGCAGAACUGUCAGUGAUUACUGUGGGAUGAUGACAAUGAUGUAGAUAGGACAUGGGUCAAGGUCACUUAUGAAGAUUACCUGCUUGCAGUGUUUCAAAGAAAUAAAUAAACCUUCACUAAAUUCAAUUAAAGCUUAUCAUCAAUUACAACAAGCUUCAAAUAGGACAGUUAAUUGGUCUCUAAGAUCCUCGCUGUUGUCACCUUUAAGGAGAUGCUUGACAAAUGUAGCGGUGGAGUCCUCUAGAACACAAAAAAUUGUUGGAUAUUGGCUAAUGGGAUGUGCUGGCAUGUGCUUUGGUGCUGUUGUGCUUGGAGGUGUGACAAGAUUAACAGAGUCUGGACUUUCUAUGGUCGACUGGCGGCUGAUAAAAGACAUGAAGCCACCAAAGUCUGAAGCUGAAUGGCUGGAAGAAUUUGAAAAAUAUAAACAGUAUCCAGAGUACAAAUACAUGGAGAAAGAGAUGACAUUGUCAGAUUUCAAAUUUAUCUAUUACAUGGAGUGGGGUCACAGGAUGUGGGGAAGGACCACAGGUGUGGCUUUUUUCUUACCUGCCUUAUACUUCUUAAAGAAAGGCUGGAUAUCAAAAUCCCUGAAGCCAAGACUUGCAGUUUAUGGAGGUCUUCUUGCUUUUCAGGGAUUUUUGGGUUGGUACAUGGUGAAGAGUGGAUUGGAAGAAAAGUCUGGUCCCAAUGAUGUUCCUAGAGUCAGCCAUUACAGACUGGCAGCACACCUUGGCUCAGCUUUUAUUUUGUACACCCUGUUUUUGUGGCAGGGACUUUCACAUCUGUUAACACCUGUAAAGCUCCCAGAUGUAAGAAGUGUUGCCAAACUACGGGGCAUGGCUCAUGGUGUAAUGACAGCUGUUUUUGUGACUGCCAUGUCAGGGGCUUUUGUGGCUGGUCUUGAUGCUGGACUGACCUAUAACUCAUAUCCUAAGAUGGCUGAUAAAUGGUUUCCUGAUGACAUGUGGUCGCUUUCCCCAAAGUGGAAAAAUGUUUUUGAGAAUCCAACCUUUGUACAGUUUAAUCACAGACAUUUGGCUGAGCUGACAGUCUGUUUCAUCACAGGGUUUUGGUGGGUGUCUAGGAAAGCACCACUUCAUCCUAGAGCCCGUUUAGCUGUUACCUGUCUCUUGGGUAUGGCCUUUGGGCAGGCUGCCCUUGGUAUCACAACGUUGUUGACCUAUGUUCCUACAUCAAUUGCUGCCACCCACCAGUCUGGGUCACUGGUCCUACUGAGUCUGGCGGUUUGGGUAGCUCAUGAGCUGAGACGUAUGCCCAAAUAGUUAUCUUGUCACAGGUCACCAUACCCAAGAAGUCAGUAUUGAGCUGCUGUUUCGCUCUCAAGUACUUAAAAUAUUUGGUUAAUGACACAGCCCUUGUACACUUUUUCCCCCCUUUUUCUCAAAUCUAAUUUGUAAUCAGAAGUAUUAAUGAAUUUUAACUAUGUAUCAUUGAAUUGCAUGUAAUAAAUUUUUUGUUUUAAAUUAGCCAUUGGCCUAACGAGAAAAGAUCUAAAAAAAAAAUAAUAUUUUUAAAAAAUAUUAUUUGACUGUUACUUGAUGAACAAAAUGUUUUGUCUGAAUAAAUUAUAAGACUUA